CAGGAAUGUGAAGGAUGCUGAGCGUCCACCUGAUACACAGCUCUGCGCCCGGGGGAGGGUCUCCAGCCUCCAGUCCGGCUGCCACACACCGCUCAGUUAGCUCAGCCCAUCUCAGCUCUGCUCAGGCAGGCAAGGCGGGUGGCGCAUCCUCAGAGAGCUCUGACGGAAACAUGAUCACCGGGGGAACAUAAACGCAUUCCUCGGCUCCGGUCAGAUGAUUCAACAUCUCCGUGUGUUUUGGGUUAUUCUCCGAAGGACGCAGCAGAAGAGUCGCUCCGUGCAGGAAAGACACAAUCCCCACAUCGUCAGUGCCCUGUGAGGCGAGGUCAUCGCAGAUUACUACGGUUCCUGUGAUGCCUGUGCCCUGCCUUGCAAUCUAAAUCUGCGACGCAUCUCAGGCACCCCCCACCAACCUCAGUGAUCUCUUCAUCCAAUACCUUUCUUAACAUCCCCUGGGGGGGAUGUGAGUAAGACCGAGAACUGAAGGUAGGAAACAGCGAUAAGUCCAACCAAGAAAGGAACUGGGACCACAUGGCUGCUAUGGACUGACAGGUCAACUGAUACCAGAUCACACUGGCUUUGCUCGGAAGUUGACAAUGGUGUUGUUUCUGAUUGGGAUUUCUAUUGCUGUGAAUAAUUCUUCUCAUGAGAACCAAACUGCAGAAAACCCCACCCAUCAGGGUGCUCAUGUGCUGCCCUCGACACUGGUCAUAUCCCUGCUCCUUAUCAUCGUUGUCCUGCUGACAAUCUACUGUCUGAGGUUCAAAAACCACAGGAAAGCUCUAGUUACCUCGGUGGAUAAAAAGAUUCCAAAUGGCUUCCUGGAGGAACAAGGAGAGCAGACAGUGGUCCUCCUCCCCAGAUCUCCCUCUCCUUCCAAGAGGUACUUCCCCAUCCCUCUGGACUCUCUGGAGGAGGAGUACCGGAUACGCUCUGCAGACGAUGGCAAGCUCUUCAGAGAAGAGUUCAACUCACUCCCAUGUUACUACCACCUCGGGUCCUUUGAGGAGGCGAGCAGAGAGCACAACAGAGAGAAAAACAGAUACCCCAACAUUUUACCAUACGAUCAUUCAAGAGUGGUGUUAAGUCAUCUUGAUGGACAUCUAUGUUCAGACUACGUAAAUGCAUCUUACAUAGAUGGUUUUAAAGAAAAGAACAAAUUCAUUGCAGCUCAAGGCCCAAAGCUUGAGACAGUGGCUGACUUCUGGCGGAUGAUUUGGGAACAGAAAACAGCAACUAUAGUAAUGCUGACAAAUCUGAAAGAAAGAAAGGAGGAGAAAUGUUUUCAGUAUUGGCCAGAAAAAGGCUGCUGGAUGUACGGCAACAUCAGGGUGGCAAUGGAGGACUUGACCGUACUGGUGGACUACACCAUUAGAAAGUUUUGUGUUCAAUAUCAGGGCAGCGAUGGUCCCCGCGCUCCCCGGCUGGUCACCCAGCUCCACUUCACCAGCUGGCCAGACUUUGGGGUGCCAUUCUCACCCAUCGGCAUGCUGAAAUUCCUCAAGAAGGUCAAGGCUGUCAAUCCAUCCUAUGCUGGGCCCAUUGUCGUGCACUGCAGUGCUGGGGUGGGGAGGACUGGGACUUUCAUUGUCAUUGACAGCAUGAUCGACAUGAUGCACAUGGAACAGAGGCUGGAUGUCUUUGGCUUUGUGAGCAGAAUACGAGAGCAGCGCUGUCAACUCAUCCAGACAGAUAUGCAGUACUCCUUCAUCUACCAGGCUCUGUUGGAGUACUAUCUGUAUGGAGACACAGAGCUAGAUGUGUGCUCUCUGGAGGGCCAUCUGCACAGGCUUCACAACACCAGGGCUCCCCACGACAGGCUGGGCCUGGAGGAGGAGUUCAGGAAGCUGACCAACGUUCGCAUAAUGAAGGAGAACAUGAGAACUGGGAACCUUCCUGCCAACAUGAAGAAGAACCGUGUGCUUCAGAUCAUUCCGUAUGAUUUCAACCGAGUAAUACUCUCAGUGAAAAGAGGACAGGAGUUCACCGACUACAUCAAUGCCUCCUUUAUUGAUGGCUACAGGCAGAAGGACUAUUUUAUCGCAACCCAGGGCCCCCUGUCUCACACAGUAGAGGACUUCUGGAGGAUGGUGUGGGAGUGGAGGUGUCAUUCAAUCGUUAUGCUCACCGAACUCAAAGAGAGAGAGCAGGAAAAGUGUUUCCAGUAUUGGCCAUCAGAGGGCAGUGUAACAUUUGGAGAUUAUACUGUGGAGCUGACUGGUGAUGCCCUGUGUGAAACCUUCACUCUCAAAGACAUGGUGCUCACCUACAGACCGGAAAAGCAGUCACAACACGUCCGACAUUUCCACUUCCACGGAUGGCCUGAGAUCGGAAUACCAGCCGAGGGAAGAGGAAUGAUUGACAUUAUUGCUGCUGUGCAGAGGCAGCAGCAGCAGUCUGGAAACCAUCCCAUAAUUGUGCACUGCAGUGCUGGUGCGGGUCGGACUGGUACCUUCAUUGCCCUCAGUAACAUUCUGGAGAGGGUGAAAGCUGAAGGCCUCCUGGAUGUUUUUCAGACAGUCAAGAGUUUACGCAUGCAGAGACCACACAUGGUUCAGACUGUGGAGCAAUACGACUUCUGCUACAGAGUGGUUCAGGAUUUUGUUGACAUUUUCUCAGACUACGCCAAUUUUAAAUAAUACCUGUCAGAUGCUGUUCUGUAAACUUCUGGCAAAUUAACUUAUGCAUUUUUUUCUGAAUGUUAUUUUCUAAAGCAAGCUCUUUUUACAUUUUGCACUUGAUUACACAACUAAAUGUUGUAACAUACUGUAAUAUAAUGGAAAACAUCUGUGCUCCAGAAGAGUCUGUCUUGUUCAGGAAUUCCUGAUCUUCAGAUAUCCCAGUGUAAAAUAUAUAAAAUUAUUGUGGUUUUCUCAAUAGGUGGGUUGAAUUCUUAAAUGACUUUUUAUUGUUGCGUAAGUGCAACGUUGCUAGGGUCAAAAUGUUUAAGAGGAUAUAUUUAAAAACUGUAUUCCAAUUUUAUCUAUAUAAAUAAUGUAUAUAUACUGUAGUAAGUAUUGCUCACUGCCUGAUGUGUUGUAGAAUACAUGCAUUCUCUUUUAUUUUGCUGUAUUUUGUUACUGACCACAAAGCCUUUGGUUAACACUUGUUUUGUAUUUUCUGAUACCCGCUCAACAUGUCUAAUAGCUGAGGAGAAUACAUUGUGUGUUUGACAAGAAAGGCAAAAUGAUUAAUGCUUUUGCUAAUUGAUAUCCUGCCUGACCUUUGUGAAUCGCAUUUCUAAUCUUUUUUGGCUCAAAGAAAAAUAUAAAACUCGAGAUACAUUUCAUUCUGCAAAUUACUUCACUUCUGUCUGUGAAUAACUUAACAGCUGCUGCCUGUUGCAAUUUUAUUCAACUUCACCAACUUUCUUUUGUUGCCUGUAGCAAUAUGACUCAGUGGAUUGGCACCUGAUGCUGCAAAAUGCAAUUAGCUUACAUUGGAACAGACAGAAAAUAAUGUAUCAUUGCAUGAAUCCAAAUGUAAUAUUCUAACAAAUGUUUUUGCCGCCAAGCAUCACACCGCACUGUAAAAUAAUCCUUUUUAUACGCAAUAACAAGCCAAGUUUGCAUAUGUCCAUAAAGCAGUGCCAUACUGAUUAGAAAGACAGUUCUAAUCAUGAAAAACUUGUCACCAAGUGACACAAUUUUAAUACAGAUAAGUCAGAUGUUUAUGUUUAAUUUAAUAUGAUAGAUACAUUUAUAAAAGCGAAAUGUUUUGAAUUGUGGUCUUCUGUACGGAUAAACAAUUCACUGUUUGUACAAACACUUCUCAGAAUAUUAUAAGGAUAACAACCCUCCCAAAAUUUUAUUUAAAGUGAGUGUGUAGAAAUCAACAAGGAAAAAAAAAAACUGCAGAAAUUUGUCUUUUGAAAGAGUUGAUUUAGUGAUGCAUUUGAAUCGUCUUAAUUUCUACCAUCUGAGCCUAAAUUGUCAGGGACAGUGAAAAGCAUUGAUAUCAAGAGCCAGCGCUCCGCCAAAAUAUGAAAUAUGCAUGCACAUAGCAUUUUGACAUAUUCUGACUAUGAUAUUUAGUCAUAGUUACAAAAUAUAAAAGCUUAUAUUUUUGCAAGGCUUCCGCUUGCUUCUUUAUAGAGCAAGUAAGAUUGAAAGUCUUACAUCUGAAGAACUUUCUACUGUGUUUGUACUUUCAUUAUUAUAAAGUGAUAAGAUGGGUUUAUACAUGAUCACUUGGUUUAUUUACUGUAUAUAAAUUCCUGUGACCAUUAUUCAUCACUAAGGUUUAGUGUAUUUUUGAUUUCAUUUAACUGUGUUGUCAUGCUGAAAGAACAAAAUAAAAUGGAUAAUGACAGCGAGGCCUUGCAGCUGAUGUAAAUGCACAAGCAUCUUGUUUCAAUGAUGUUUCUGCCUUUUUGAAUCUGAACUACUGUUUGUUUGCUAAAAGCUGAUUCCAAUAAAUUAUAGAUGG
Molecule: messenger RNA, 4428 nt
Organism: Scatophagus argus
Lineage: Eukaryota; Metazoa; Chordata; Actinopteri; Scatophagidae
Product: receptor-type tyrosine-protein phosphatase epsilon-like
Exons: 21
Coding region: 597-2639 (680 amino acids)
Biological process (GO): protein dephosphorylation
Molecular function (GO): protein tyrosine phosphatase activity
Source: RefSeq, a predicted model, not a curated record